UCUGGAUAGAAAGACGACAUUAAAACAGAGUUAUGAUAUUUUAAAUGUCUAAAUUGUGUGAGUGUUAUAAUUAAUUUAUGUGGAGGCUAAAGUAAACGAUGAGUCUCGUCCCCUCGGUGGCUGAGGGGUUGGCCGGGCGGGUGUUGCUCAACCCUCAGUCUGAGUGAUGCUCGGUGUUAGCUCUGCCCGGAGCCGCCGUCCUCCACCGAUAUGGACUGAAGCUGGACCGCGGCCGGUGGUUUUCACAUGGCAGGGCCGUGGAAAAGUCAACGAUCCCACGGUUACAUGCGUGGAAGUGGAACGAACCCGCGUCGCCCUCCUCCUCAUCGGAAAAGAGCAAGAAUAGAGAAGGAGAGAAGUGACCAUGGAGGCUGUAUUUCACUCUCCCUUCACUGCAGCUGGCCAGCUGCCUUGGCUGCUUCUGACUCUGUUUACAUUAUGGACAGUCCUAUGUUCAGCAGACGUGAAGCAGACAAGAUGGCCAUUAUAUUCCCACAAGCCAGUUCUUCUUGCCUGGAAUGCCCCAACACAGGAGUGUGCUCCGCGACAUCGUGUAACUCUAUCUCUGGACCAGUUCGACAUUGUGGCGUCUCCCAAUGAAGGCUUUGUCCGGCAGAAUCUCACAAUUUUCUACAAGGAGCGCCUCGGCUUGUAUCCUUAUUACAAGCGGGAUGGCACUGCAGUGAAUGGAGGUCUUCCACAGCUCGCCAGCCUCACUCAGCACUAUGAAAAGAUGCCCGGAGGUGUGCAGAAGUACAUCCGUGAACCAGAUGCAAAAGGCUUGGCUGUUAUUGACUGGGAGGAGUGGCGCCCACUGUGGAUCCGAAAUUGGGAUAAUAAAGAUAUUUAUCGAAGUAAAUCUCGUGAAAUGUUGGCCAAAAUGAAUCCUAAGUGGACCCCAGAUCAAGUGACUAAAGUUGCACAGCAGGAAUUUGAGUUGUCAGCUCGUAAAUUUAUGCUGGAGACUCUAAAAUUUGCCAAGAGUCUGAGGCCAAAUCAACUGUGGGGCUUCUACCUGUUUCCAGACUGUUACAACCAUGAUUACAUGACUGGACUGAAAAACUACACAGGCCGCUGCCCCUCAGUGGAGAUGACACGCAAUAAUCAUCUGAACUGGUUGUGGAUGGAAUGUACGGCAUUCUUCCCAUCCAUAUACAUGGGUUCAGUACUACGCUCUUCAAAUUAUGGGCGUCUGUUUGUCCGGAACAGAGUGAAGGAGGCGAUGCGUCUGGCAUCUGUUGGGGAUGGAUUAGCGAAUCCUGUUUUUGUUUAUGCCCGACCUACGUAUAUGAAUGAGAUGACACUUCUAAGUGAGAUGGAUCUGGUCUCCACCAUUGGUGAGAGUGUUGCACUUGGAGCUGCAGGUAUAAUCUUCUGGGGGGACACCUCCUAUGCAAGCAGUGAUAGCUGCUCCAUCCUUAAUAAGUAUCUUCAGGGACUCCUGGGCCAGUACCUGCUCAAUGUGUCGACAGCAGCAGAGCACUGCAGCCAGGUGAUGUGUAAGUCCCACGGCCGCUGUCUCCGCAGAGUACAAGACAGAGACGUGUACCUCCACCUCAGCCCUUUAACACACAGCAUCACCAGUCAGGGUGGCCAGUUGAAGGUUACAGGAGCACCUGGCCCAGCCGAGCUUACACUUUACCGCACACACUUCCAGUGCCAGUGCUACCAUGGGUACAGGGGCGAGGCUUGUGCUCUGAAAGAAAAAGGGCAGAAUAGAGCCUCCUCUGUCUUCGGGACCUGGCCUCUUUGCCUUCUACUCCCAAUAGGACUCCUCACUCUGCUACACUAAGGAAACACAGGAGCCCAAACUCCUUACCUGCAUCUGUCAGCUCUGAAAAGAACAUUUCAAACUUUGUGAUGUAAAGGUGGUAGGUAACCCUGCACGAGUGACAGUUAAAUCCCAUCCUCACUCAUCUCGCACUAUGACAGGAUCUUUUCAUUCCGGCACACAGACCAUCUAAAAGUAAUGUUUUUGUCUGACACUGCAAUGGGAGAUCGCCAGUCUUGGGUCGCCUCCUGGAACUUAUGUCCGUCAAUCAGUUUUGCAGCUGAUAAACUUACAUUGAAUUAUGUCAAAAAUCAAAUCCAAUUUUAAAGGUCCAGUGUGUAAGAUUGAGGUGAAAAGGAUCUAUCGGCUUCUCUUUCAUGUUUGGAAGAGGAGGGUGAGGUGAGGGGUAUUCAGCUGCAACAUGCAACUUCAUCAUUUGAUGUCACUAAAUUCUACACACUGAACCUUUAAGGCUUUUGCCAUGCUCCAUGCUGGCCCUGACCUUCGGAUUGGACUGUCCCUGCAGAAACAAUUACAGCUUAACUUUUUUUAAAUCCACCUGCACUUUCUUAUGAUGAACACAACAACAUGAUGCCUAACCAAAUGUGCGGAACAAAGGUACAUUUACUCAAGAUACAAUAUUUUUUAGUCGUUGGUGCAACAAAAUGGUACUUUUAGGUAUUUUGCCUUUUCACAUUGCUGCCUAAUAGUUUGUAUCCGUUGAUGAAUCAAGUGCUAUUACCCUUAGCCUUAAGAUGGACGUAUAAAUAGUACACUAUGAUUGUGAUAAAUUGUGGCAAAUGUCUGAAAUCUCUUUGGUUAUCUUUGGCUCAUUGAAACAACAUGGCUGGACCUGCCUGUUUCAGUUUUCAGAAUUGCGCCUCCAAAUGCUUUUUUACUUUUGUUUACAUAUUGUGAUCAUUGAGGGUUGUGCAUUAGUGCAGUGGUCUUCAUCUCAGCCCCCUUUGGGCUCAAUGCUUUGCUAAUAUAAUUAAUAUCUGUAUCCAUAUUGCCUACCAGUUCUUUUUUUUUUUUUUUUACAAGUAAACAAAAUGUGCAUUAAAAAGAGAGGCUGGACAGAUCAGUGAAUACGCGCAGAAAAGACAAGUGUUAAUAUUUGAUGGGAUGGGAGAGUUCGCUGGUAAUUGGUUGCAAUCCCAUUGGCCUUAUUUUUUAAUUUUCUUGAGGACCGACAAGAGGUCUAUCAAAUACGACCAGUAUCAUAUUAUCAAAUGCAAGAAUAUGUUAGUUUUCCAUUUUGGUCUCAACACUUUUGCAAGGAAAUAAAAAAAAGUGUGUUUAUGCUGAAAUGAAUAUUGGCUAAUGUGUGGUUAUCAGAUAUAAUAUUAGCUUUAGAAAUCCAGUAUUGAUAAGAGUCAGUGCACAAUAACCAGUUUUAUUGUGUGUCUUGUGUAGCUUGACUUGCCUGCAUUGCAGCUUGUGUCUGGGUUCCUGCCAGUGAUGCUGUGUUGAUAGAAACUACUGUGGGUACAUCUUCAGACUUGUAAAUAUAUUUACUAGACUAAAACUAGUAGAGCAGUUUCAUAUUUAUACAGUAGCUGUUUGUAUUUAUUCUGGCAGUGCUCAAAGAAGUAUAAAGGUACCUAAAUUAGAGAAGAGGUGGGAAGUAAGUAAUAUGUUUGACGGCUUUCCCAAACUGGAAAAUGGAGAAACACAAAACCAGUAUUGCAAUACAACAGUUUAUGUAUGCUGGACUUUUGAAAUUCUGCACUUUAACUAAUUUUCCGUUGAAAUGAAUCUGAGCUUGAUUCUUAUGCAUUAGGUGAAAAUGUGUAAUUUUGCUGAAAGCAGUACAUCACAGUAUAUAACGAUGUUUUUUCCAUUUAAUGUUUCAUGUCAGAGAUGUGUUGGCUGUGAAUCUUAACCGUUGUUGAUCUUUAACUCUGUUGCAGUGUGAAAAUAAUAAUAAUAAUAAUUCAUUUGUCAUUAUCUUUUAAUAUGAUGUGUAAGAUCAGUAACACAGUAGCUCUGUUUUAUGUUGUAAAGAUAUAAGAAAUGUGUCACCCAUGUGUCAUAUUGAUGUUGUUGCCCAGCAAUUAUGCCAAAAGCAAAUACCAUGGAUACCUCUUAACAUUUUAAUAUGAGGGUAAAGGAAGAAGUGCAUUAAGCAUCCACACUGUUUUGUGCUUUACAGCCUUUUUACUCAAAGGACAUUAAACUUAUACUGCCAACCAUUUUACUGGGAUAGUGUUUCAACCUUUGAAUUUGCACUAAUAGUUUUCUCCUAUUCCCACUUCACAUAUAAUGCAUACAUUUAAAUGCACUCCAGUCAGAAGUAAACUAACAUUUUGCACCGCUCAGCCACCCCUGGAAAGUCUAUUCCAGGGUCCUGGAAAAGAGGCUCAGACCAAUUUUCGAACCUCAGCUUUAGGAGGGGCAAUGCAAAUUUGGACCUUCCACUCCACAUGUGUAUUGUGUACUUGACUGAAGGCAUGUGACUGUGUCCCCUGAGGGACCCUGUGGGUGUAGUGCUGGUUGCUAAACUUGCUGCUUGACACAAAUCCUCAGAAUUAUGUCACCACUCUCUUUCUCCUGGGCACUUUUUGUUUGUCUUGAUUGUUUUUUUGUUUUUUUUCAAAUGGGAGGAGACUCUGAAUUUGCUGCAGAGAUUAUAUAUCCCAUCCAACAUGCAUGGGAACAUCAGGAUCUUGUACCAUCCACCUCUCCAUUAUAGAAACAGCUGUGUCUCAUUGUUAGCGAGAAAAUGACCUUAAAAGCCUUAUUUUGCCAAAGUGCAAAGCUUUUAUUGUUUGAAACCAAACUGGAGCACUAUCAAAUGGUUUUGUACUUAAAAGCAUUUCAUAAUUUCAUUUUUACAUAAAAACAUUUCAAUAUUAAA
Paralichthys olivaceus (Japanese flounder) is the source of this 4631-nucleotide messenger RNA. The record is from RefSeq and is a predicted model, not a curated record. NCBI's taxonomy places the organism in Eukaryota, Metazoa, Chordata, Actinopteri, Pleuronectiformes, Paralichthyidae.